Molecule: messenger RNA, 3808 nt
Organism: Silurus meridionalis
Lineage: Eukaryota; Metazoa; Chordata; Actinopteri; Siluriformes; Siluridae
Product: C-type mannose receptor 2-like
Exons: 10
Coding region: 1-1608 (535 amino acids)
Source: RefSeq, a predicted model, not a curated record
AUGAUCAGAAAUGGAGAUGAGUCAGGAGAUUUAUCAAAAUGCAGGAGUAAUGCAGACAAUAGAGCUGGUUUCAGUGACAGUGAUAACUCACAUGAAGAUGUUUAUGUUAAUGAGGAUGAUUUGGAGACCAACAAGACCAGAAGCUUCAAACAAUCUGACAGUUCAGGACUCAAAACUGCAGGAGGCAGAUGUUACAGAGUGACUGCAGUGUGUGUUGUGCUGCUGUGUGUUCUGCUGCUAACUGCCGUCAUAGUGCUGUGGAUCAAAUUCAGCAAUGUCUCUAUAGAAAAAGACCAGUUACAGACCAGUUACAACAACCUGACUGUAGAGAGAGACCAGUUACAGACCAGUUACAACACCUUGACUGUUAAGGAAAAACAGUUACAGACCAGUUACAAUAACCUGACUGUAAAGAGAGACCAGUUACUGACUAGAUACAACAUCCUGACUGAAGAGAGAAACCAGUGUCCAUUUAAUAUAUCAGCUGAAGGGCUUGUUAGACAAGGAUGGAGCGUGUCUGAGACUUCAAGUCUUUACAACGUCUCUACUCAGAGGAAGACCUGGACUGAGAGCAGACAGGACUGCAUAGAGAGAGGAGCAGACCUGGUGAUCAUAAACAGCAAAGAGGAACAGGAUUUCAUUACUAAACUGAUGGGUAACAAUAAUCAGGCUUGGAUUGGUCUGAGUGACAGAGACACAGAGGGAAAGUGGAAAUGGGUGGAUGGGACAGAGCAGACCAGCAGCACUGGGUUCUGGUAUAAAGGGGAACCGAAUGAUGAAAAGAAUAAUGAGGACUGUGGUGAGCUGUGGAAGUUUCCAGAUAAGAUGGCCUGGAAUGACAGACCAUGUACUGAUAAAUCCAAGUGGAUCUUAUCAUCACAGAUCAAAUUCAGCAACGUCUCUAUUGAAAAGGACCAGCUACAGAGCAGUUAUAACAACCUGACUGUAGAGAAAGACCAGUUACAGACCAGUUACAACACCAUGACUGUAGAGAAAGGCCAGUUACAGACCAGAUACAACACCCUGAUUGAAGAGAAAGACCAGUUACAGACCAGAUACAACACCAUGACUGUAGAGAAAGGCCAGUUACAGACCAGAUACAACACCCUGAUUGAAGAGAAAGACCAGUUACAGACCAGAUACAACACCAUGACUGAAGAGAGAAACCAGUGCCCGUUUGAUGUAUCUGAUAUUAAAGGGCUUGUUAAACAAGGAUGGAGCAUCUUUGAAAGGAUGGGGCUUUACUACAUCUCUACUCAGAAGAAGAGCUGGACUGAGAGCAGACAGGACUGCAGAGAGAGAGGAGCAGACCUGGUGAUCAUAAACAGCAAAGAAGAACAGGAGUUCAUUAUAAGACUGAUGGGUAAUAUAAAACGGGCUUGGAUUGGUCUGAGUGACAGAGACUCAGAGGGAACGUGGAAAUGGGUGGAUGGGACAGAGCAGACCAUCAGCACUGGGUUCUGGUAUAAAGGGGAACCGAAUGAUGAAAAUAAUAAUGAGGACUGUGGUGAGAUGUGUACGUUUCCAGAUAAAAUGGCUUGGAAUGACAGACCAUGUUCUCAGCAAUCAAAUUGGAUCUGUAAGAAAAAUAUGUUUAAAAAGUGGUAAUUUCAGAAUUGACCCUAAUUGUUUUCAAAUGUAUGAAAUAAGCAGUUUGAUCUUUUGUUACAGUCAUUUGUGAAGUAACCUGCUCACAAAAAAACCUACCACAUGUAAAUUCACACUUUUCAUAUUUCAUAUAACUGAUAUCACUUUCAGGUAGAAUAAAAUGUGCUGACUAUACUGGUCCACAUCGAGAAACCUUAGUGACCAGAAUUGGGUCACUAAUAAAGGAAAAGUACAUUGUGAGUGUUAGUUGGAUCUAGUCUAUAAGAAAAUGUUUCGGGUCAAAAUUUUAUCAAAAUAAUUCUAAAUUAGAAAGGGGGUGUGGGCUUAUGCUCCAUAACUUUUUUGCAAAAUGUGAUAUAACAAUGAGAAUGGUGCCACAUAAAUCACAAAUGUAUCUUUUAUUUAUACUGUUAACAUAACUUUCCAUUCAUUUAUUCUUUUUCUUUUUCUAUGUAACAUUUUCAUGGUUAAAUUAAUUGUGGGUGGGUUGGUCUUAUUGCUGUGUAGUUUCCCAGACUAUUAAGAUACAACCUUAAAAUAAUACAGUUUUGAAGCUUAGAAAUAUAAUAUGAAUAUCAGAUUAUUACAGAAUACAAACUCUAACAUCAGAUGUGUGUUUCUCCACACCAUUGGGCUUGCGAAAGGCAUAGAAUUUUUUUUUUCACAUUUAGCCAAUGAUACAGAUAAGUUGCACAUGUAAUGCAACAAUAAUCAGUCUCCUGAUCCACUAUUUUGCAUCCAAAAUAUAGGUGGUAUGCCUUUUUUUUACCACUGCCAUCAUACUGCACUUUUGAGAUGCAAAUGUAUUUUGGUUUCUGAAGAAAAAUAUCACAUGACUGUUCAUCAGAAAUGUUAGGCAAUGACAAUUUCACAAACCACCAAAUGUAACUGUAUAGAUCUGGCAAAGACCAAUGUACUCUGCAUUAGAAAAAAAUAAAACAAUAAAUUACAGUUAGGUAAUAAUAUUUAGUCUUUAUUUAAUGAACAUGCAUUUAUAAGCGUUCAUAUGGUACUAUUUUCAUUGUUUUUCCAUACAUAUUUGUGUUUGUGUUACGGUUAUGUUCAAAGCAAUUAAUUCAUAUUAAACAUGAAGCAAGUAACAAGUGUGAUCAGUGUGUUAUAUCUGGUUGUUAAACUGUCACCAUGUUAACACUUACAUCAAUGACGCAUGUCACUACACAGUCGUGUGUCUACCAGACUCCUGCCUGAGAAGUUUAUUGAACAUUUUGUUAGUAUGAAGUUGAUGGUAAAUGAUGAUUUAAAAUGUUUUUACUGCCCUGUAAAAAGCUCCAGCCUGAUAAUGAAAAUUAAGUAGAGUAUAAAGCAGUCAGUUGUUAAUUUUACUGUAUUCAUAAAAUGCAUAUGUAUAUGUAAAGUGUAGUCUCAAAGUCAUGAUGAACGAAUAGAGUUUAUUUAGCAUUGUUCUUAAAUAUAUUUGGUCAAAAGCUACUGAAUAAUUUUCUCUAAAAGCAGAUUCUCAUACUAUAUUACUACACUCUAAGUUCCUAUAGUUCUCUGGUGGUUUUACACUGACCACAGGAAGCUACUGCAGUUCGGUCUGUUCCUUUUUCUAUAAAAAAUAUUCAUUAUCUGCAUAAUAAGCUAAUUAAUAUCAUGAUAAACAUUAAAUUAUAAGAAUAGAGCAUGACUUCAGUACAGGGUAACACUCUUUGAUCACUUAUUUCUAAAGUAAUCACGUAUUUCUAAAACAAUUUUACGAGCUGUUUCCUGUCAGCUCUUUUUAUAUAGUAUCUCUUGACUCCAUGCCAGGGGCUGAAUGUUGGCCAUUAGACGAAGGCACAUAAUGUGAUGUAAUUAAAUCAGCUAUCAGCUGUCUUUGUGGCUAAUUAAGAAUCGCACACAGGCCCUUAUUUGCAUUGUCUUUGCUUUAGAGAUGUUUUAGAGACAUAUUUAUGAACAUAAACUAAAUAAAAUAAAAAGUAUUAUGAAUAUAAUAAAAACAUUUAAUUAAAUAUUUUACACAUUAUAGGAAAAGAUACUAUAAUCUUUGUACUUUGUGAUUAUUUGGGAAUAACCAGAUCAGCCAUAAAAUUACAAUCACCAACAAGUGACAUGAAGAGCUGUGAUCUCAUUACAGUGGCACCUGUCCAGGCUUGGGGUAUGAUAGAUAGCAAGUUAGAAGCUAUUUCUAACUUGCUACAAGAAGGUGUGCUGUGGAAUCUGGCAUCAGGGUAAUAGG